This is a messenger RNA of Paramecium pentaurelia, 163 nucleotides long. Lineage: Eukaryota; Ciliophora; Oligohymenophorea; Peniculida; Parameciidae. The record is from the annotation of a GenBank genome assembly.
AUGAAAGAAGAAUUUAGCAUGACUUAUAAAGAGCUUUCAAAAGUCAAAUAGAAAUUUAAUAUAUGCUCAGUCAAUUUAAAUUCUUGUAUUUUUUUAUUAUAUUUAAUACGAUAUAGCUGACAUAUUUAUAUUUCAAACUGCCUAUUAAUCGGGACAUCCAUGA